UUUACAACAGUAGGUUAUUGAAAACAAUGGCUACAAAACCAUGGUUAUUUUGUGGUAACCAUGAUUUUACUACAGUAACCAUGUAACAAUUUUUGUUUUAACCCUGGUUUAAGGUGCCAGUAACUGGUUUAACCUGGUCCUCCGAGCCCAACAAGCUAAGUCCAGCUUAAAAAGAGUCCAAAACACAGCUAGACCAGCUUGCUACACCAGCAAAAACCAAGCAGGGAGACCAGCUAAAACCACUUUACCGGCUUAUGCUGGUCUUAGCUGGAUUUUUCAUAAUACAUCAAUGCAGUGUUUUACAAAAACUUUUUAUUUUGAAAAAGCUCCACCAAACAGCAUUUAUUAGUCAUUUCUCAAUGCAAAAAGUUGUUUCUGAUAAGCUACAGAGAAAAAAUGAUAUAAUGAAAAAAUAUACAUUGAAUAUUAAUUGUAGAGUUUAAAAAGCAAGACAAAUUUUUGGUUCCCCAAAUAUUUGUUUCACACCUUUUUAUAGUCUUAAAUAUAAAAAAACUAAUAUUAAAACAUAUAUUUGUAACUAAGUUUAAAAUAUAGGGGGUUUAUUUUCAAGUAAAAAUUUAAAACAACAACAACAGAACAUCUUUACAUACAUAAGUAUAAAAUGUAAACAACAAAACAUAACGUAAUUAAUGCAAAGCAGAAUAAACUAAGUUAUAAAUCGUAAUUAUUUUUAAUGUGGUGUGGAUAUUUAUCGUUACUUAUUUACACUCAUUGUUUUGCUUAUAUUUUCUUUAAUAAUAAUCUUGGAAAAAAAUGUAUCGUUACUUAUUACGUCAGCAGAAAGUGACACGCCCACCACCUCACGUAAGUUCUGGAGUUGUCUGUUACCAACUGAACUGGUCGCGUGGCUGCAAAAAGUUUAAAUCAAGAUGGCAGAUGUCGUUCACAUGAUUGACACAGAGGUCUUCCUGGCCUUCUCUACUUAUGCAACCAUAGUCAUCCUCAAAAUGAUGCUGAUGAGCCCCAUAACUUCUUACUUUCGCUUAACAAAAAAGGUCUUUGCAAACUUGGAGGACACCGGCUUGGUCAAAAUCACAGAAGACAGGAAGAAGUUUGUCAGGGUGGAUCCAGAUGUGGAACGAGUGCGACGAUGUCAUCAAAACGACCUGGAGAACAUCGUUCCCUUCGUGGUAAUCGGUCUUCUGUACGCUCUCACGGGUCCGGAUCUCUCCACGGCUCUGUUGCACUUUAGGGUGUUUGUGGGUUCACGGUUUAUCCACACGGUGGCUUACCUGAUGUCUCUUCCCCAGCCCAGUAGAGCUCUGGCGUGGAUUGUGGGAUUGUUCACAACCUUCUCCAUGGCCCACAGGGUCCUCACUACAGCACUUUUCCUUUGAUAGCUAGCAAUCGGAAACGUUUAGGGCAGUACACGACUUGAAUGGCAUGCGUGUGUGUUUUAGGAAGCCAAUUACAAUGCUGCAUGUGUGUCAUUUGUUAAGUUUUUUUUAGGCCUUUAGGAAACUCUUUGGUUCUACUUCAAAUGUUUACUUAGGAAAAUAAUGGUUGUGAUGUGACCUCCUGUUAUGCUGAGGUGAUUACAAAUUGACAUCAUAUCUUGUGAAGAAGUUUUUAGGAUUAAAUAAAGUUUAAACAGUUCUGACA
Molecule: messenger RNA, 1623 nt
Organism: Paramisgurnus dabryanus
Lineage: Eukaryota; Metazoa; Chordata; Actinopteri; Cypriniformes; Cobitidae
Gene: mgst1.1
Product: microsomal glutathione S-transferase 1.1
Cellular component (GO): mitochondrion; membrane
Molecular function (GO): glutathione transferase activity
Source: RefSeq, a predicted model, not a curated record